Molecule: messenger RNA, 5288 nt
Organism: Acanthopagrus latus (yellowfin seabream)
Lineage: Eukaryota; Metazoa; Chordata; Actinopteri; Spariformes; Sparidae
Product: kelch repeat and BTB domain-containing protein 11
Exons: 2
Coding region: 701-2611 (636 amino acids)
Molecular function (GO): protein binding
Source: RefSeq, a predicted model, not a curated record
GUCCAACGCGCGCACAACAGAUGGAGCCUCGUGCUCCUGCUGUGGAGUGUAGGGUUAACACCGCCUGGAGGAGGCGUGGUUUCGAUCAAUGAUGACCGCCUCACUGUAGUCAACUGUAAAAACGACAACACACAAAAAAAAAACACAGUCACGGGCAGGUCCGAGCGUCUCCUCCUCUCUCUCUCUCUCUCUCUCUCUCUCUCUCUGCCCUGCUGUCCACGCGGGACAGUCCCGCUCUCCUGGACCAGAACAUUUUAAAGACGCGGAUCGUGCGCAGCAGCAGGAGCAGCAGGAGCAGCAGGAGCUCUCCCCACCACCACCACCUCCACCGGAGGAAAUUACUUUGCGAGAGGCUGAUCUUGAAGGAGGCGCGACCUGAGAUGACUGCGUGAUCGUGCCUGCGCGGUGACUGUGUCGGUGCAGGAGCGGAGGAAAACAACAGUUGCGCGGGUUCGAUGGGGGAACAAGGUGAACGGGUGGCGGCGAAGACGCGGCUGGAAUUGUCGGUGAAGUGAAUCCGUCCGGGCUGCCUCGGCGGGAUUGCGACUGUCUUACGUAACUGGGCUCUGUGGAGGGACGGGCAGGGGAACUGCUGGUGCCGUUUAAUCACAGGUGAAAGGAGAGCAGCACCAUCAGUGUGUCCAUCCACCCAGCAUGGUCGCCGAAGACGCCCUCUCCCAUCCCCAGUGAGAGCGUCAAGAUGGACGAGGGCCACAGGCAGGGAGGAGGGACCAUCACCGUGGAGGCUGAUGUCAUCCUCCACGCCGUGAACCCCGACCUCGUCACGCCUUCUGACGAAGACGGGAGCUUAUGUCCGGGUUUCGUCCAAGGAUUCCUGCAGGACAAGCAGGAGUUCAGCCCCUCUCCGGUGUUUGAGAAGGAGUACCUGCUGGACGGAAGACUGAUGGAGAACAACCACAUCGACCACCAGAAAGGUAACGGCUCGUGCAUACCAAGAACUGACAAGUUUCACCUCUCCAAUGACAAAGGAGCUCCCGAUCCUCCUCCCCACGCCGACACCGCCGUGUCCAAUCACAUUUCCGGCGCGCAACAGAAUUUUGCAAGCAGUGGGAUCCACAAUGGCGCCAGGGCUAAAAUGUCUUACAGUGCAGAUUCCUCGGGCCAAGCCAAACAGGAAACUGAUUGGUCAGUCCUGAAAUCGAACCUCGAGCGCAGGGACAGCAGCCAGGAAGCUGAAAAUGCACAGUCCAGAAAAGAGCCGGAUUUAGUCAUCGAAGUUGGCGGGCAGACGCUCAAAGCUCACAAGUCUGUCCUGGCAGAGAAGAGUGACUAUUUCAAAGCACGUCUGUCACGAGACAUCCUCAAAGUGAAGGGCAUGAGUUACAAGACGCUGUCUACACUGGUAGACUAUGUUUACACCUCCCGAAUGAAUGUUUGCAAGGACAAUGUCGUCGAUGUGAUCACGGGGGCGAAAAUCCUCCAGAUCCCCUGUGCCGUCCAGGCGGCCAUGGACUCCAUGUCUGCACAGAUCUCUGCAGAGAACUGCUACGAGAUUCUCACCAUCGCCAAAAAGCAGCGGCUGAGUGAACUGAAGGAGACCGCCUACGGAUUCAUGAGCGACAACUUCCUCCAGGUCCUCAAAGACCCCUCUGUGUACGGUCGCCUGACCGGAUCUGAGAGGGAUCUGAUCCUGAAGAAGAGAAUGGACGGGAAGAAGACUCUGAUGGUGGCAGAGACAAACGAUGUGUUCGACCGCGUCGGGAGUCGGCCGCCGAGCCGCUGCGGCAGCCGGCCGCAGAGCCCGCUGUCGGUUGGAUCUCUGGAGGAUAAUCAUAUGAUAUACUGCUUUAAUGAAACAGCAAAUGACUGGAGACCUUUGACUUCAAUUCCUGAAGACUUGAACACUAAAGGGUGCGGGAUCUGCACCAUGUAUAACUACCUGUUUGUGGCCGGGGGGAUAAAGGGCUACGGAGACAAGGGCAAGGUCUCAGACAAGGUCUUCUGUUACAACCCCAUAACCAACAGCUGGGCUGAGGUGCGACCUCUCAUUCAAGCUCGUGCCCAGCUGAAGCUUGUCUCUAUGGAUGGCCACCUGUAUGCCAUUGGAGGAGAAUGUUUGUUCACAGUGGAAAAAUACGACCCCCGCAUGGACCGCUGGACCACGAUAGCCCCUUUGCCCAAGGGAGCCUUUGCAGUGGCCCACGAAGCAACAACCUGCAGCGGAGAACUUUACGUUUCGGGAGGCUCUCUCUUCUACCGCCUCCUGAAGUACGACCCCAAGAGGGAUGAGUGGCAGGAGUGCCCCUACAACAACAGCAGGAAGAAGUCCACCGACAUGGUGGCUUUGAAAAGCUUCAUCUACCGCUUUGACGUCAACCGCGAGCAGGGGAUCACCGUCUUCAAGUACAACACCAUCGUGAAAAUGUGGCACGACUGCGCAUCACAGAGGCUCGGAAGCCAUUUACCCUUCAGGUGUGCCGUCAUCGGGAACUGCAUCUACUGUGUGAACAAAAGCCAGACUCUUCAGUUCGUAGUGGAGGAGGAGAGCGCCUACUUUGUCGAGGAGCCGCUGAGGGCACCUCUGGAGGCGAAAGGCAUCCUUUUCCCUUUUGUUCUCACUUUGCCUGACAAGCCUGAAAAAGUUACAUAGUGUGUGUGUGUAUGAUCCAGAGUAACGCAAUAAAUGUGUCAUAGCAAAACUGGAAAUAGCAGAAGACCUUAUAUACACUCUUCAGUGUCAGCUUUCUAUCUCAGUGUCUCAUUGCCUGCUUGCGAUGGAAUGUGUGUAUUUGCAUGGCAAAUCAAUGUGUCUGCAGGGUGAAGCCUUAAAAGGAAAAUGUUUUUUUUUUUUUUUUUAGUGUGGAAUGAAUGAAUGCAACAGUGUUGGUACCCAAAGUAGAUCAUGACAUGAUGACAGUGACUGUAGGUUAUUUUUUUGUGUAUUUCCUGUGUUCAGUUUGGUUUGGUGCACUUUUGUAGUUUGAAUAGAUAUUAUAUUAUAGAACAAUAGAACUUAUAUAGUAGACUGGUGACUUUGGUAACAAAAACAAGUGUUCUGUUGAAAAGUUGUGUGGAAACGAAAGAAAGGAAGAAGUUGUCGUGCGCUCUAUGGACGAUGCAACACAGGUUCUAUGCAAAUGAGACUGUAAACAGGUGUGUCUGCUGUAAUGCUGUGCUAUUUAACAGUCACUAUGAUUGGAAUCCAACUAUAUUUCGUUUGUGAUUAGUUGAUACAUUCAGUCAAGAAAAUGUCAGAUAAUUGUGAAAAAAAACAGCCCCAAACACACAAAGCAACAUAAUUUUUAAAAUAUGUUUUAAAGGAAAGCCUGAAAAUAUCCUAUUUGAAAAACAGGAAAAAGCAAUCGUUGGGUUUUUUGCUGGAAAAAUUCUUAAAAAGAUACGUUAUGAUUGUUUUCUGUCAAUCUACUUAUCAAUUAUCAAUCGACUAAUGGUCGCAGCUCGACUUGAACUCUAAUCAGCCUUGUCUUUGAAUGAAAUUUCUGAAUCACGGUGAAGUUACAGACCAUGAAACAGUCUUAUACCACAGAAAUAUUCCCCUUGCACAGCACUUAACAGCAUAUUGUACCCACUUCUGUUCAGGGGACAUUUUCAGUCUAAGCAAUUACCUUCAUAUUUCAGCUCAGUGUCUGUCAUGUCAGACAGAGGUUUCAGAUUGUUCAAACAAAAUCGAAAACUAAACUUAUUUAGGUUUUAAAGGUGCACUAUGCAAGGUCUUCAGUAAAAAACAUUCACAAACUAAAGUCAUCAACAUAAUGUGAGGAGCUAACAGUUCUGACAUUUCUGACGUCAUGGCGUUUGUGUAUUGUGAGGCAGAGAUAUCUACUGACAUUAGCAUGCUAACCAGCUAGCCACAGUCCUUUCCAGUCCAAUUCUCCUGCGUAAUGGGAGCAACACCUCCCCAGUCUGGACCGCUAGCUGCACAGAUAACUGAGCUAACAAGCUAAUGGCAACUACAAUUAGCAGCAGUUAGCCUGUUGACAUGCUGGCCCCUAUUUGUUUUGCGUCUUUGUCUUAUAUAUUGCACCUUUAAUGGUACAGUAAUAACUUGCAGAAUGUGCUAUUAUUCUUACAGUGUGUACUCACUGAUGUCAGUUCCUAUGUUAAGCACCUCUGCCGAAGAGAAAAGAACAUUUCAGUCAGGCUAAAUCUACAGAACUAACAAAGACUUCCAUGUGUCUUAUGGAUUAAAGGUGCAAUAUGUAAGAAUUUAAAAAAAAACAUACAAAAAUCAAUUGAAUUAUCCCCAUAAUGUGGAGGAAUUUAAGUUUUGACUUUAUGACAGCUGUGUAUGGUGUUGCAGCGAUAUCUACUGAUGUUGGCAUGCUAUCAGGCUAGCCUUGGCACCCCCCUGGUCCAAAAGCUCCUGUGUUAGUGGUGUUAUCCCCAAAACUCCCCAGGUCUUCUGAGCUCCCAGUCUGGACCACUAGCUGCACGGCUGGCUGAGCUAACUAGCAACAGUUAGCAGCAGUUAGCUGUUGCUAUGGUUAUUUGCUUCCCCCUUUUUGUUUUGAGCAUGAAUUAGACAGGUUGCCAGUUCUUGCAUAAUGCACCUUCACUGUAAGAUCUUUAUAAUAUGCGUUCCUCUGACUGCACCACAGUCAAUUUAAAAGCAAUAGUUGUUUUGAUUUGAGGAAGGCCAUCAUGUUUGCUGCUAACAGGCACAGGGAAGUUAAGGGAAAGCAAGCCAUUCACAAUACACCAAGAUGCAUCUUUUGUAUCUUUGUUUUCUUGUAUGUUUUCAAGGACAAAGCAACAGGUUCAACCGCUAUCAGGUUUCUUCAAUAACUACAUGAGCCGUCCUUUAGGUCAAAGGUUAAAUCAGAUUCUACAGUGCUGCAGCGCAAUGAGGCCAAACAAGAUGUCCUGCUGUCACGACACUAACAACCCCAUGUUCCUCUUGCAUCAGGUUUUGGCACCGGUUUUGCUCUAAAAGUCCUUCCUUUAGACAUUUCACAGUACUUGUUUGCUGCUGCAAUAACAGUGGGAGUUUUGUAUGGAAGUUAAUUAAUGCUGAUAUAUUCUUGAAACAAUUUGCUUUUGAUAACAUUUGUACGAGUGUCUCCAAGCGGUCAAUGUGACAAGAAACAAAAAUGGAUGUGGUUUUGAUAUUUCGCUGGCUGGCAUCUGUAUUUUUGUGAAGUUUUGUAUGGAUUUGGUGGUUUUGGAUCUGCUGCUGUGAUGGACAGUAAAGUGAUGCAAUGCUAGGCAAUGGCUUCCUGUUCAAGGUAUAUGGAGUAGGCUAACAAAUUGGCUGUUGGAUAAUGUAUAUCAGUCAGAACUAAGUGCUUCAAAUAAAAUAUUUUCUG